Molecule: messenger RNA, 708 nt
Organism: Huiozyma naganishii CBS 8797
Lineage: Eukaryota; Fungi; Ascomycota; Saccharomycetes; Saccharomycetales; Saccharomycetaceae
Product: exportin family protein
Exons: 1
Coding region: 1-708 (235 amino acids)
Biological process (GO): tRNA re-export from nucleus
Cellular component (GO): nuclear matrix; cytoplasm; nuclear pore
Molecular function (GO): small GTPase binding; tRNA binding
Source: RefSeq, a predicted model, not a curated record
AUGUCGUGGCCUUCAAUGCCAGGGUGUCAACGACAAGCACUGAAUGACAUUGUCGGGAUAAACUCUACAAAUAGUAAUAUCAUAAGUUUUGUCAAGCAAACCGUUUUGGACUUGCUUCGAAAGAAAGUUGAAUCAAAUGUCCAUUUAAGAAAUAAAAUAGUGGACCUUCUGACCAAAAUAUUCUACAACACAUACGGUGAAAUAAACGGGAAUCAAUGGGACACUUUUUUCCAGGAUAUAAUCACUCUGUUAAACGUUCAACCGCUGCUUGAAAGUUCAACGCCGGGUGGUUACUCCCCGGUCGGUAUCGAUUAUUUCAACAGAAUUUGUCUUUUUAUCAAUUCGGAGAUAGCAGAUCAAACCUAUGUCAGGUCUAAGGCCACUCAAGUGAAAAAUAAUUAUUUGAAAGAUACGAUGAGAAUGCAAGAUAUCAGCAGCCUUGCCGUUAUAUGGAUUAACCCAUUGAAAAGUGUAAUAUCUACCACCCAGCAUUCCAGUGAACUAUCCGAAAUAGCAAUACUGACAUUAUCAUGCAUUGGAUCGUACAUACUCUGGAUUGAUGUGAACUUAAUAAUUAAUCCGGAGUGCAUAGCCGUCAUUUUCAGUUUCCUGGAUUUCUCAGGGACCAAAAUCGCAUGUUCCAAAUGUCUCGUCGAAAUAAUAUCAAAGAAGAUGAAACCACUUGAAAAUUUUGCUCUCCUGGGAUAA